AUGUCUGAAAAGGUCCGUCUGCGGGUGGUCAUCGUUGGCGCAGGUCUCAGCGGUAUAGCGGCGGCAAUCUCAACUGCCCUCUCCGGCCACACCGUGCAAGUCAUCGAACAAGCUUCGGAGCUAGCAGAAGUGGGAGCUGGCCUGCAAAUCACACCCAAUGCCUCUCGUCUUCUCAAACAAUGGCAACUGCGCGACUCUUUGUGGGAGGCCGCCGCCGAGCCCGCAAAGUUGACGGUGCACCGAUAUUCCGGCGAGAUUCUGGCCCACGACGAUGCAUUCGACAAGGGCAUCCGAACCAAGUACAAUGCGCCUUUCAUUGACCUCCACCGAGUGGAUCUGCAGCAAGCACUAUUUGAGAGGGCUCAGGAGCUGGGAGUCACUUUUCACCUCGGCGAGAGAAUCGCUCGGGUUGAUUUCGAGACCACGACUGUUUGUUCGGAGAAAGGCCACCAAUUCACAGGCGACUUGAUUGUUGCCGCGGACGGCCUGUGGUCUCGGUGCCGAGAAGCUCUGGUUGGCCACAAGGAUGAGCCUCUUCCCACGGGGGAUUUGGCGUAUCGAAUUGUCCUCUCCGCGGAUCAGAUUCAAGAUCCGGAACUCAAGGCCCUCGUCGAGAACCCCGAGGUUCACUUCUGGAUUGGACCUGGAGCUCAUGCGGUAGGAUAUUCCGUGCGUGGCGGGAAGAUGUACAACAUCGUCUUGCUCGUUCCAGAUAAUCUGCCGCCAGGUGUUUCUCGACAGGCAGGCUCGGUUGAUGAGAUGAAAGAGCUUUUUGUAGGCUGGGAUCCAAUUCUCAACAGAUUCCUGGAUUGUGUGAAAAGUGGAAGAAUCGACAAGUGGAAACUCAUGCACCACGGCGAGAUGGAGAAUUGGGUUAAUGAUCGAUCAAAUCUGGUCUUCAUCGGCGACGCAUGCCAUCCGAUGCUUCCAUAUCUGGCUCAGGGGGCAAACUCCUCCUUGGAAGACGGUGCCGUGCUCGGUCUAUUGCUGGGGCGGAUGUCUAACAAAAGUCAGCUUCCGCGUAUUCUACGUCUGUAUGAAAGUCUUCGCAAGUCGAGAGGAGAGGCCAUUGUCCGAGAAACCUUCAAGCAGAGGCAUGACUUCCACAUGGUUGACGGAGAGGAGCAAGUACGACGCGAUCAAAUAUUCCGUUCGCAACUCGGACAAGAAAUAAAGGGCGCGUUCCCAAGUCGAUGGUGGGUCUUUUUCAAUCGUUUUCAAGUCCCCUGA
Molecule: messenger RNA, 1230 nt
Organism: Penicillium diatomitis
Lineage: Eukaryota; Fungi; Ascomycota; Eurotiomycetes; Eurotiales; Aspergillaceae
Product: putative monooxygenase
Exons: 5
Coding region: 1-1230 (409 amino acids)
Biological process (GO): secondary metabolite biosynthetic process
Molecular function (GO): FAD binding; monooxygenase activity
Source: RefSeq, a predicted model, not a curated record